Messenger RNA from Rotaria sp. Silwood1, 535 nucleotides. The record is from the annotation of a GenBank genome assembly. NCBI's taxonomy places the organism in Eukaryota, Metazoa, Rotifera, Eurotatoria, Philodinida, Philodinidae.
UAAAAUUGUUAAACGAUUAAAUACAAGUGAAAAAAUUAACUAUAUUCAUCAAUAUGCUUAUUUAAUACAUCGUCUAUUCUAUGUACAAUUACGAGAAAGUCAAUGGAAGUAUUAUUAUGAUAUUGGUAUGCAAGAAAAUAUUUGGUUCGGUCUCGUAUCAAAAAAAUGGGCUGCUAUGAAUAGUAUGCAUCAUACUUAUGGUCGCUCAAAAACAUUAAUCGUACAAAGUCUAACAACUCUUCAACGACAACUUCAAGAAGCAUUACAAGAGUUUGGCAAUCCACCAUUACCUCAAUGUUUAUCUGAAAUGAAGCCUUCAUUAGAUUUUACAACAAUGUCAGCAAUCGUUAUAGUUGUUGUCGGACAAGGUGAACAUAAAUUAAAGCAACAAUUUGAAUAUAAUAAAAAAAUUUUAAAAUUAGACUCAACAGAUCAUCGUUUAGUACAAUAUGUUUAUGAUUUGAAACCUAAUAAACAACAAAUUCGUUCUAUUCGUAAUAUAUGGAAAGCAAUUUAUAAUAAAAAAGCUUGUUAG